AUGUCAGACAAGAAAAACUGCACGUGCUGCCAUGACUGCCAGAUCUGCCUGUCUCGUCUCUAUGCAGAAUGUUGCUCCUGUGUUGGUUUAUGUCCUCCACCCGAUCCAAAUGAUGUUCCUUACAAAAGCAGUACAAUUGAAAUUCUUCUUGAUCCAAUUCCUGAUUUAUUCAAUGUCUUAACAAUUGAAGAUGAUGCCCAGAAACGUUGGUCGUCUUUCCGCUAUCAAGUACGGAAAGAUGCAGUUUCAUACACUAUGGACAGAUUAGCAGACAUGGAAACAGCAGUGGCUCUUCACAAUCCCAACAACAUGGUAGAAAUGUCCCAAAAAGUUGAGAUGGUAAACUGCACAGUGGCAUUCAUGGCUGAUUGCCUCUCUCUGAAAAAAUGCAAAACUUCCUGUAAAUCUAUGGGAGCUGCUCGUUACCGCUGGUUCCAUGAUUAUGGAUGUUGUCAAUGUGUUGGUGAUACAUGCCCUGGGUAUGGCCUCAGUGAACCCCGCUGUCUCAAUUGCCCUCGGCAGGAUAAAAUGGAAGAUGAUGAAUUUGUUGAUGAUGUAUAUGAAUAUAUGGAGAACGUAGCAGCAGAUGGGACAAAUACCAAGCGACAGGAUGAAGAUAACUUAUUGCCUGAAAAGAUUGCAUUUCCAAUUCUUUUUAAAAAAUUCUCUUUCCUCCCUCCCACUCCGUCUCUCUCUCUCUCUCUCUCUCUCUCUCUCUCUCUCUCUCUCUCUCUGUCGUCAUAUAGAUACUUUUAA
Messenger RNA from Acanthosepion pharaonis, 756 nucleotides. The record is from the annotation of a GenBank genome assembly. NCBI's taxonomy places the organism in Eukaryota, Metazoa, Mollusca, Cephalopoda, Sepiida, Sepiidae.